GGAGGGGCGGAGUUCGGGGCGUCGGAGGCUCAGGCCGCCCGCUGCGCUCCUCUCUCCGGGUGUUGGGCGCCCGCGUCGGGGCCGGGUGCGCGGGAGGCGGUUGGCCGGCGGCUGGCCGGGGCUCAGGCUGGGGUCGCCUGCAGGAGCUGCCCCCGGCCGGCCCCCGUCACCCUGCGGGCCCCCUCCUCCGAGGCUGGCGAGGUGCGGGUGCCGGCGCCUGGGGCUCCCUGUGCUCGAGCCCUUGCUGGCGCGGCCGCUGCGCUCCGCAUCUGUUUUCCUCGUCCCUCGCCCUCACGCGGCGACGCUCGCACCUGUCGGGUUUUCCGGCCCAUUUUACAGCCCGGGCGAUGGGGACCCCGUGUGUACAGGCGCUCGUGUACCGUGUGCGAGCACGGACCGCUGGGCGGCUGCAGAGCGGGGCUUGCCCCAGAGGCCCUUGCGCCCCGAGUAUGUCCCGUGGGCCCGUGGCUCUCAGCCCCGGGGCUGGGGGCCCGUAUUCUGCUUCUCUGGGGAGACACGGCGAUAUCUGGAAACCUGUGUGGCGGUCACAGCUGGGGUUUGGGGAAACGGCCCCUGGCUUCGGGAAUGCUGACAGACCUUUCGCGUGGCAUGGGACGGCGGCCACAUCACAGAAGCAUCCGGCCGCACGUGGGACGGGUGCUGAGGUUUGGAAACCCUGCAGUGGACAGUCAAGUCUUCCCUGAGCGCUUACUGGAUCUUGGGCUACUUCUCGGUCACGACCCUGGCAACCCCAUGCGGGGAAGGAGCUGUUAUCAGUCCUGGUUUCCAGGUGGAGAAAUUCAGUCCACAGAGGGCAAGUCCCGGGUCCAGGGCACGCACUGGAUAAAUGUCCGAGCUGGAAAUGGAAGCAGCCAAGGCCGGCAGCCCACCUCUUAACCCCUUAGUUAACCCAGCGCACUGUGUAGAGGUGCUGGGUGCGACCAGCAUGGGCUCUGGGGUCCCACAGUUCCAGGCGCUGCUGUCCCCGCAGGACUUGCAGACCCCCAUGGAGGUCCCGUCUCCCCAGCCCGUGAAGCAGGAGGGCCAGACGGCCGAGGGCCUGACCCUGGACUCGCCGUGGCACCGCUUUCGCCACUUCCACCUGGGCGACGCGCCGGGUCCCCGCGAGGCGCUGGGGCUGCUGCGCACCUUGUGCCGAGACUGGCUGCGGCCCGAGCUGCACACCAAGGAGCAGAUGCUGGAGCUGCUGGUGCUGGAGCAGUUCCUGAGCGCGCUGCCUGCCGACGUCCAGGCCUGGGUGUGCAGCCGGCGGCCCCGGAGCGGGGAGGAGGCCGUGGCCCUGCUGGAGGAACUCUGGGGACCAGCAGUCAGGGCACCUCAGGAUGUGACAGAAGGCUCUGGGGUGAGCGCUGGAAAGGAUGAUGUUGGGAUGAUGCCCUUAGGAGAUGCGGCCCCCCGGGUGGAGGUGCUGGCGACGGGGGACGCCCAGGCCACGCGUCCCUACAAGCAGGAGCCGGGCAGCCCUCCACCCGCUCCCGCGGCGCCGCCUGCGCCCGGCCUAUCCCCCUUCCUGGCGGCGGCGGCGGCGGCGGCCCCGGGCACCACCUCCUGCCCCGAGUGCGGCAAGGCCGCCCUGAAGCCCGCGCACCUGCUGCGCCACCGGCAGAGCCACUCGGCCGAGAAGCCGCACGCCUGCCCCGAGUGCGGCAAGGCCUUCCGGCGCAAGGAGCACUUGCGGCGCCACCGCGGCACGCACCCCGGCGGCCCCGGGCCUGCCCUGCGCCCGCUGCCCGCGCGCGAGAAGCCGCACGCCUGCUGCGAGUGCGGCAAGACCUUCUACUGGCGCGAGCACCUGGUGCGCCACCGCAAGACGCACUCGGGGGCGCGGCCGUUCGCCUGCUGGCAGUGCGGCAAGGGCUUCGGGCGCCGCGAGCACGUGCUGCGCCACCAGCGCAUCCACGGCCGCGCGGCGGGCGGCGCGGGCGCGGGCGCGGCGGCGGGGCCCGGCGGCGGGGGCCCCUUCCCGGCCUGGCCGCUGGGGUAACAGCCGCCGCGCCCGCCGCCCGGCCCCUCCCGGCCCGCAGCCCCCUGCUCCUGCGCCGGCUCCAGUCGGAACCUUUGUUUCUUCGGCUCCUUCUGUCCCGGGCCACACGGCCCUAUCCGGUUGUCACCGCCUGCCAGGCCGUCCCACUCC
Lutra lutra (Eurasian river otter) is the source of this 2155-nucleotide messenger RNA. It is a transcript of the gene ZNF444, whose product is annotated as zinc finger protein 444. Gene Ontology annotation, biological process: regulation of transcription by RNA polymerase II. The transcript has 4 exons. The record is from RefSeq and is a predicted model, not a curated record. Gene Ontology annotation, molecular function: RNA polymerase II cis-regulatory region sequence-specific DNA binding; DNA-binding transcription factor activity, RNA polymerase II-specific. The coding region runs from base 848 to 2005 and encodes 385 amino acids. NCBI's taxonomy places the organism in Eukaryota, Metazoa, Chordata, Mammalia, Carnivora, Mustelidae.